Messenger RNA from Malaya genurostris, 597 nucleotides. RefSeq names its product larval cuticle protein 65Ag1-like. The transcript has 2 exons. Gene Ontology annotation, cellular component: chitin-based extracellular matrix. The record is from RefSeq and is a predicted model, not a curated record. Gene Ontology annotation, molecular function: structural constituent of chitin-based larval cuticle. Lineage: Eukaryota; Metazoa; Arthropoda; Insecta; Diptera; Culicidae. Bases 33 to 407 code for a protein of 124 amino acids.
ACAAUCAUUCCAGUAGUUGUUGAAAUUUCAAAAUGUUGAAGUUUACCAUUGUUUGGGUGGCAAUUUUCGGUGCAGUGCUUGCUGCGCCUCAACAGCAGAGAAGCCAGUUUGAAGAUCCCAACGGUAUUACCGUGCUGCGGCAAAAUGCCAUCAACAACAACGAAGCAGGCUACCAGUUCACGUAUGAGCAAAGUAACAAGCAAAUCUUCUCGGAACUCGGCACUCCGAAGGAUACCAACGGCGGUGCACGGAUUCUGGCGGUGGAAGGAGCUUACAGUUUCGUCGGUCCGGAUGGACAGACCCACUGGGUGACCUAUCGGGCGGACGAGAACGGAUUCCUACCAAAAACGGGAACUGGUGCAUCCGGUGGAAUUCAGCCGGGACAGGAUGCUCCUGUGCGAACCUAACGGGUGGCAGUAGUGAAUGGUUCGAUGGAUCGUUUGGAAUUACUAGAGGAGUUGUGGUGUUCAUAUUAUUUUUGUUUAACAAAGCAAAAUUGAGCAGAUUGUACAACAAUACUUCAGUUCUUAAGGUGAUGAUAAAUAAAAUAUUACCACACAAGUAGAACAAAAACUUUCAAACGUGCAAUUCGUAAAA